Laccaria bicolor S238N-H82 is the source of this 1176-nucleotide messenger RNA. RefSeq lists its product as uncharacterized. The record is from RefSeq and is a predicted model, not a curated record. Lineage: Eukaryota; Fungi; Basidiomycota; Agaricomycetes; Agaricales; Hydnangiaceae. The transcript is spliced from 7 exons. The coding region runs from base 1 to 1176 and encodes 391 amino acids.
AUGCCGAACAAUCCAACUGGCAUUAACGGUUACAGCAAGAAAGACUAUCCGCCAGACAAUAUUCUCUCUGCAUCCCUCCAUCAAUACGCAAAGGAGCGCCUCACUAAUGCUCAACGCCUUGAAAGGCUAACCGCUGAACAUGGGCUCAACAUCAAAAAGUCUCGCCUUGCCGAGCUAAAUCUCAAAUUUGGCGUGCCAAAUGUGCGAAAACCUCCCCCAACAGACAUAGCAACUCAGGCUGUACUGGAAAUGGUAGCGGAGGAUACCGCACAGACACGAGGAGUGGGUACCAUCUCCACUCUACUCAGCAACGAGGGGAUGUUGCUUCCUCGGUCAGCUCUUGUUGCAAUUGGUCCUAAUCACCAACAUCAUGCCGAUGGCCACGAAAAACUGAACGCGCAGGCCUUGGGUAUGGGUGGAGUUGGUCUUAAUAUCUACGGUAUAAAGGAUCAGUGGAGUUCCUUUCUCCUUCAUCUUGUCGUUCUUCCCAACAAUCGGCUUGCCUCCACUAUUGGACAUGUCUAUCUGGACUGUGUAAAGAAAUACGGGGCGGUUUGUAUUACUUUCAUCGUGGAUAAAGGCUCAGAGACUGGCUACAUUUAUGCCCAUCAAACUGGGCUCAGGGAGACCUAUGCUCCUGAUAUCGACAGCGACCAGUUUCCUCCAGCCCAACAUGUCCGAAGUGUUCAUAACACGCCGAUCGAGGGGUUAUGGCAUUGGUUUGUCACCUUGUUUGGCAUUGACAUCAAGGAAGUCAUCCAACAAGGGAAAGUCACCGGCGUAUAUAAUCCUGGCAAUCCUAUUCACCCACAGCUAUUUAACUGGAUCUGGCCGCAAAUUCUUCAACAUCAGCUCAACAAGUUUGUUGAAUAUUGGAACAAUCACAAAAUACGGUACCAGAGCACAAAACCAAACAUGUCGGGCCAGACACCUCAGCAUGCGUUCAUGGUUCCUCAAGCACCUGCCGAGGACUGCCGCAUUGAGGUACCUCAAGACGCCGUCGAUGCCCUUCGUAACACAAUCCCGGUCUCCCGUGAUGAAGCAAUGCGGUGGGUUGAUCCAUCCUUCGAGGAAGUGGUGAGGCGGGCAUAUAUAACAAUCGGUAGCCCUUCUCUCUCCAAUAUGAGUACAGGCUGGUCUAUUUUCAGCGCUAUGGCAGCAGUAAUUACUUUGUAA